CAAUGUCGCAGUCACGAGCGCCGACCCCAGAUCUGACGCAGCCUAUCUAUCCACACCACAUCCGCAGCCGUCCUCUUGCCUCUUCUCUUCCCUUUCUCCUCAACACUUUUGUCCUCUGGCUUGAGCAUUCUGGUGUUCAUCAGCAGGACUUAUUGUCAUCGUUCUUCGCUCAUCUCUCUUCUUCUUUGUUCAUUCACUCCACCAUGAAGGCCGGCGCUUUGCUAGGUCUCGCCAUCGGCGCUGCUGCGUCACCCAUCUUCAAUACCGGGUCCAUACCCGAAGCACCACUCCUUCAGUCGGUUAACGCAAAACACAUCCCCAACACAUAUAUCGUCAAGUUUAAGGACCAUGUGAAGGAGCAUGAAGCCGCCGCUCAUCAUGCGUGGGUGAAUGACCUGCACGUCCAGACGGAGUCACGGAAGCUUGAGCUCCGCAAGCGUUCGCAGAUUCCUUUCGUUGACGAUGUAAUGACCGGCAUGAAGCACACAUACAAUAUUGCCGGCAGCUUCUUGGGCUAUUCUGGUCAUUUCGAUGACGCUGUCCUCGAACAGCUGCGGAGACAUCCUGACGUUGAAUACAUCGAACAAGACCAGGAAGUUCAUACGCUUUCCGAAGACUACGAAACGGAGAAGAACGCUCCGUGGGGUCUUGCUCGUAUCUCCCACCGUGACACACUCUCCUUCGGCACAUUUAACAAGUACCUGUACUCGGCCAAUGGUGGCGAAGGAGUUGAUGUCUACGUUAUCGACACCGGCACCAAUGUAGACCACGUUGACUUUGAGGGACGUGCUACCUGGGGCAAAACUAUCCCCGCCAAUGAUGCUGACGAAGAUGGCAAUGGACAUGGCACCCACUGCUCCGGAACUGUUGCUGGCAAGAAGUAUGGUGUUGCCAAGAAGGCAAACAUUAUCGCCGUCAAAGUGCUCCGCUCCAACGGCUCCGGAACGAUGUCCGACGUUGUUAAGGGUGUCGAGUACGCCGCUGAGUCACACUCUGCCAAGAUGGCCGCGGCGAAAAGUGGCAAGGCCAAAGGCUUCAAGGGCUCUGCUGCAAACAUGAGUUUGGGCGGUGGCAAGUCUCCUACUCUAGACAUGGCCGUCAAUGCUGCGGUCGAUGCUGGUAUUCACUUCGCUGUCGCUGCUGGCAACGACAACGCAGAUUCGUGCAACUACUCUCCUGCCGCCGCUGAGAAGGCUAUCACUGUCGGUGCUUCUACCCUCGCCGAUGAACGUGCUUACUUCUCCAACUAUGGCAAGUGCAACGACAUCUUUGCUCCCGGCUUGAACAUCUUGUCCACUUGGAUUGGCAGCAAGUACGCCGUGAACACGAUUUCGGGUACAUCCAUGGCUUCGCCACACAUCGCCGGUCUGCUCGCUUACAUGCUCUCACUACAGCCAGCAAAGGACUCUGCUUAUGCUGUCGCUGAUAUCACACCCCAGAAACUCAAGGCCAACCUUAUCUCCAUUGCCACUGAGGGCGCACUUUCCGAUGUUCCAAGUGACACCAAGAACAUCCUUGCAUGGAAUGGUGGUGGAGCCUCCAACUAUUCUGACAUCAUCCGGAAGGGCUCUUACAAGGCACGCGCUCAAGAGGAGAAGAUUCACAUCCAACUCCCUACCGAGACGGAGCUGGAGGAGGCUCUUGAACACGCCGGCAAGAAGAUGAGCAAGGCCGGUAGCAAGCUUGCGGCCAAGAUCGAGAAGCUGACUGACGAGAUUGAGGAUUUCGUCGAGGAGGAGCUGCGCGAGUUCUUCGCAGAGAUGAACUGAAGCAAGCACACUUGCUUUAUCUAUCCCUUCCAGAUCAGCUUUUUUGAUCAAGUACGUCUGACGAGCAAUUCUGAACAGUGGUCAUGUAGUGUUCGAUCGCAUUUUCUGGCUAUUUCGUCUCACAGUACUGUUCGCUGCGGCGACUCUUAUCGUCUGUAUCUUGGAAUGCUUGUGUGCGCAUUGGGAUCUCAUAACGGCGUCGGAAUGAUGGGUCGCGCAUCUUUUCGAAUUGUGCUUUUUUUUCCUAGUGUCAGAACUCGAAACGUCCGUCUGUCUAACCACGUUGCUUUGAUCGAGGAAAGCUUCGUGUAUAUACAUAUCUAAGCAUUUAGCCAGUUUUCUCCGGCCCGAAGGCUCGGAUAUGGAAAUGCAAGACAACGAUCUAGAAGAAGUGCCCCAUGCGUAUGCGUGUAACGUCAAUCACUUUGUAGACAUCAAGUUGCCCGCGCAUGGAAUUUUUAAUUGAGUCAUCUUAAAG
Verruconis gallopava is the source of this 2247-nucleotide messenger RNA. Its product is annotated as alkaline protease 2. The transcript has 3 exons. The annotation marks the transcript as partial. Gene Ontology annotation, biological process: proteolysis. NCBI's taxonomy places the organism in Eukaryota, Fungi, Ascomycota, Dothideomycetes, Venturiales, Sympoventuriaceae. The record is from RefSeq and is a predicted model, not a curated record. Gene Ontology annotation, molecular function: serine-type endopeptidase activity.